Messenger RNA from Hyalella azteca, 840 nucleotides. RefSeq names its product estradiol 17-beta-dehydrogenase 11. Gene Ontology annotation, cellular component: lipid droplet. NCBI's taxonomy places the organism in Eukaryota, Metazoa, Arthropoda, Malacostraca, Amphipoda, Hyalellidae. The transcript is spliced from 6 exons. Gene Ontology annotation, molecular function: oxidoreductase activity, acting on the CH-OH group of donors, NAD or NADP as acceptor. The record is from RefSeq and is a predicted model, not a curated record. Bases 79 to 840 code for a protein of 253 amino acids.
CACUGUGCCCGGUGCCCCUGUAGUUAGUUCUCAGUGUCUGCAGUGCGGCGGUGAGACACACACCUCAGGACAGACACUAUGAAGCGCGACGCAGGCGUGGCCGGGGGCGUGGCGGGGCUGACGCUGACGCUGCUGAAGAUGCUGGGGGCGCUGCCCCUGACGGGGGUGUACGCGCUGGAGGCCCUCAUACGCACCCUCACCCCCAGACGCUUCAGGAGGAGGGAUGUGAGGGGACAUAUCGUCCUCAUCACGGGGGGUGGGAGUGGCCUGGGGAGGGAGCUUGCCCUGAGGUUCGCCGCCGCUGGGGCCACCGUCCUCGUAUGGGGCCGCAACUUGAGAGCCUUGGAGGAGACUAAGGACAAAGUAGAGUCUACUGGCGGUAGUUGUUUUGUCUACCGAGUAGACGUGACAGACCGCGAGGCAGUCUACUCCACAGCCGGCAAAAUCAAGUCCCAGUUCGGCAUGGUGGACAUCCUCGUCAACAAUGCAGGCGUUGCUUACGGCAAAAAUAUUCUCGACUCCAACGACGAUGAAAUUGUCAACACAUUCAACGUGAACAUCAUCAGUCACUUCUAUACGACGAAAGCCUUCCUGCCGGAGAUGCUGAAGAUAAAUUCUGGUCACGUGGUGACGAUGUCGUCCAUGGGCGGCUACACAGCGGUCAACCGCAUGACCGACUACUGCGCCAGCAAGUUCGCUGCCGUCGGUUAUAAUGAAGCGCUCACCAUGGAGCUCAGGGUGAACGGUCACACAGGAGUCCUCACGACGCUCGUGUGCCCGUACUACGUCGACACGGGCAUGUUCUCGGGCAUCGCGUCCAGGUGGGUACCCCGUACAUAG